GCUACGACCAGCAGGUUCUCCUUACGGAUUACCUGAGAUGUCUGCCUUCAAAAGUAAGAACUAAACUGGUAGAUGAGGCCUAUGUCGACCAGCACAACUUCGCUUCUUUCAACAAGAAGGCCUUAGAUAUAGAGGCAAAGCUUGGGUCCGCGCAUCAGGGUCCAAUAGAUGGUAGGAAGAAGAAGUUUCCCAUGACUGGAAGAAGAAGGGUCAGUUAAUGUUCAUUGACCAUGAUGGUCAGACGACGGAAAUUGACGAUUUCUCAGAUCUUGGGGAGGAGACAGAGCAUGAUGGGGCCAAUGGAACUUCGGAUGGGGGAGUCGUGACACCUAUCAAGGAAAAGGCUAGGGGGACCGGGAAGAAGAAGGUAGUACGGUCUAUGGGUAAGGGAGACCAAGGAACACCCGCAUGGGUAAAACAUGGUUUAGAAUAUGAGGGCUGCACAGUGUUCAGCAAACUCGAUCUCAAAUCUGGCUACCACCAAAUCGAGAUGGCAGAGGAGGAUGUUUAUAAGACAGCCUUCAAGACCAGAUAUGGUACUUAUGAGUUCCUGGUCAUGCCAUUUGGACUUUGCAAUGGCCCAGGUACCUUCCAGACAGAGAUGCACCGCAUCUCCAAGCCUUACCUGGACAAGUUCAUGGUUGUCUACCUGGAUGACAUCCUGGUAUUCAGCAGAACUGCCAGGGAGCAUGCGGAGCACUUGGCUCUUGUCCUUCAGUCGUUACGUGACAGCCAGUAUAAGAUUAACAGAGAGAAGUCCUCGUUUGGAGUUCCCGCUGUUAUCUAUCUGGGUCAUGUAAUCUCUGGAGAUGGCUUGGCUCCUGAAGCAGCCAAGAUAGCUGUUAUUCAAGAUGAACUUGUGCACGAAGGGGACGUCCUUGAAAUUUUUGAAGUUGAGGAUCUCUUCCACGGUGAUGGUCCUGCUCUGUAUGAUGAGGUGGACGAUCUUCAUCAUGUACUCCCUCAUGAAGAGGAACGUGAUCUGCGCCAGGAUUGGUUUUCUCUAAGAUGCGACUCCCGAAUCCCGCAUAAGUACGACACUCGUGCUAAGAGGAAAGCAAUGAGAAACAACAAUACCACUCAAUAUGAUACGAAUGUUACGUCAAAAGUUGGAGCUGAACAUUCGGAGAGGUCGAAGAAAAGUAGAAAUGAUGAGAGGUCGGUGAAUCUUGGAAGUGAACAUCCUCGGGACGAUCAUUAUGUUCUUGGUGAGGUUGAAUGUCGAUGUUCGCAAGCGAAUACCCUUAAUGAUGCUGAGAACAUGGUUGUGGAGGGGGGUGGUGACGAUUGUCGUGUUGAUGGGGAUGGUUCGCAAAGAGAACAGCAGGUGGAGAAAGCAAUCGGUUGAUCUAGUACCACUACAACAGGGCAUAUAUAGUUAAAAAUACAAGGAAACAGCAGUCCAGAAAGCCAGCUUCUGCCCACCAUCCACCAUACUCUGCGCUUGGAUGAUCUGGAGCGAGUCGAUGAACAAAAUAGAGUAGGCAAUCAUGAAUUGUCAUGUGUGUAAGUCAGCCUGAGAAGUCAAUGAGGUCCCAUGGCUCUAAGGGAAUAUUGUAAGCACCCAAGAUUCCAAAGAGCUGUUGCAGCUGCCUCUGCAGCACGAGCUGUUCCUGACUCCAUCAGCUGCUGUAGCUGCUCUAUUGCUCCUUCUGCGGCAAGUACACUCUUGACCUGAUCAUUGAAGGAUAAGUUGCGCAAUGCCCGAGCUGCUGCCUCCUGUGCCCAAGGUGAGCCCUCUCCCGCCAUGCGAAUAAGCACUGGAACAGCGGCAGCCUAGAUCAAACAAACAUUAAACUGAGAA
Chara braunii is the source of this 1804-nucleotide messenger RNA. The record is from the annotation of a GenBank genome assembly. NCBI's taxonomy places the organism in Eukaryota, Viridiplantae, Streptophyta, Charophyceae, Charales, Characeae.